Messenger RNA from Gekko japonicus, 2045 nucleotides. Its product is annotated as C-type lectin domain family 2 member B-like. Bases 886 to 1506 code for a protein of 206 amino acids. The record is from RefSeq and is a predicted model, not a curated record. NCBI's taxonomy places the organism in Eukaryota, Metazoa, Chordata, Lepidosauria, Squamata, Gekkonidae. The transcript is spliced from 7 exons.
GGGGGCGGAUCCUCUGCAGUGAAGCUUCCUGGGUGCCACAGACUGAUCUACGGCCUAGGAGGAUUAUUGAUUGUGAGGCUGUGCCAUGUCUCUGACGUCUUUAUUUUGGAAACAUAGUCCUCGAGAACAGCAAACGGAUAAACUGACGAGGAGGGAGAGAGUGAGUCAACUCGACGUACUGGGAACGCGAUUCCGACGGGUUUGGAUCCGUACCCUUUGCGCAUCCACCUAAUGGAGCGGUGAUGAUGAUGUUUUCCAGAAUGGGCUGCUGGUUUUGCUUCAUUUGCCUUCAACGCCUCUGUAACGAUUGAAGAGCUGCUUUCGGAGCAAGGAAUAAAAAGGAAACGAGACGGGGGGCGGUGAGAGGUUGAAAUGACUGGGCUCCGGGGCUUAUGCAGCAGCUUUCGAGUUUGAGUCAACACAGUCUUUGGGUCGAAGGCAGGAAGAGGGAGGUUGCGACACCAUUUUCUCUCGAGCCGAGCACUGUGUGCUUUAUGUGGCUGGGCAGAACCAUUUCCCAAUGGAGGCGCACCCGACGAACUUGUUGCUGCAGUCCUGGGAUCUCUUGAAAGGACCUUUCAUUGCAUUGGAUGUGUUAACCUUACGACAAACACCAUGGGAGAAGUCAGCUCUCAGGUGGGCCUCUGUGCACUCUUUGAAGUCUCAGCUGCUGCUGUCAGACAGAUCCAGGAGGGCACAAACUGGAGAGGUGUUCACUGAGCAGUAAGACCAUGGGAAGCAAACAUGGGUCUCUUCCUUGUGGCCGCUCUGGAUUUAUGGAACUACCUUCCCUGGAAGAUCUGCAGAGCAUCAGCAUCACUCAAGAAGCCAGAUCCUUUGGGUUGGCGCUUGAUGUCCCCUCUGAAGCAGGUAUCGCUUUAAAGGAUGGCUGUGGCGCUUAUGGAGCAUAAUAACCAUACUGAAGGUGAACCAGAUGUCACGAUAACUCUUAUGAAUGGUGGUACCCUAGAAAAUGGGCCAGACAAGCCUGAUGAACAUUUGGAUGCAAAAGGACAGGGUGCUUGUCAAAAGUUCAAGAAGAAAAGUAUCAUUAUCAUAACUGUAUUACUUUUGUUGCUCCUGGGCUCAGUCAUUGGCAAUAUCAUUCAGGCUGUACAAAAACCACAAUCGCAAGCUCCUCUGAACCUGUGGAAUGGCUGUCCGCUUGGUUGGAUUAAAAAGGAAACUUCGUGUUACUUUGUCUCUCAUGGGCAGCAGGACUGGGACUCCAGCCAGACCAACUGCUCUUCUUAUGGUGCUUCUUUGUUGACACUUGACUCUAAGCAAGAAUGGGCUUUAGUAAAUAGCGGGGGACAUGAGUGCUGGAUUGAUCUUCAGAGGAAGAAAGAAGAUGAGCCCUGGAAGUGGCGAAAUGGUUCAGACGUUACCCAGUUUGAAGUUAAAGGUACCGGUUUGUGUGCGUACGUGAGUCAUGAUAUGGUCAGUUCUACAAACUGUGACAACAUCCGUCACUGGCUAUGCAGGAAACCAGUCCAUGCUGCUUGAGAGAAACCUAAAACAUUUACAAGUGUAUAUGGAUCUUUCCAUGAGUCGUCUGUAAAGGAGUAGCUUUUUCAGUCAGCUUGGGUUUGAGAGAAAAAGCAAUAAAAACAAUACAUCAACAUCUCUCUCCUGUCAGACUAGCUUGAAAUGUAUAAAGUUGCUAAUAACCAGUGUUGGCUUUGUAACUCUUCUUGGACAGACGUCUUCCGUGGGUGGUGGGGCUGUGCAUUAUGACAAUGUGAUUGUAUUUAUUUGUCUGGCCUUAAUUAUAUCCAAAUUUUGCUUUAGAAUUUUAUUUAGUAAUUUAAGUUGUCCAGAUUUGUAUGUGCCAUUACUUUUUUUCUAAUCUAAAAAUAGUUGGACCUUAUGUUUAUAAAUAACUUUUUAAAAAUGAAUUUUAAAAUAAUUUUUUAAAAAAUCUAAAUGUCCAUUUAACUUCUGAUGCUUUAUAUGUGUGACUGUUUUCAUAUUUUUAUACUAUUUUGUAUGUAUUUACAUAAAUAGUUGGCCCCACUGGUGGACCUCCUGAUGGCACUGGUAUU